GAAGCCUUCCCCCUCCCCCCAUCUGGUGGGCUUGUUUUCCACCACCACCACCACCAUAAGUUGGAGGGUGAGGGGGUCCUCCUCCUCCUCCUCCUCCUCCUCCUCCUCCUCCUCCUCCUCUUCGUCCUCCUCCUCCUCGUCCUCCACCUCCUUCCCCCCUCCAACUUCUGGUGGUGGUGGUGGUGGUGGAAAGAAAAGGCCCAUCGCUAUCCCCCUCGUGCGCGCCGCCGAGCCUCGCCGCCGCCCCCACGGCGGCGCAGGCCUCGGGCGAGCAGCCGCCGACGGAGACCCGCAGCCGAGACCUCGAGCACCCGCACCACCCUCACGGGCACCAGCGCCGCCACCACCACCACCGCCACCGUCUUCUGGGACCGCCUGCCUCCCAGCGACUUCCCGGAGAUCAUGUACCUGACGGUCCCGGAGAGCCAGACGGACAUCCGGCGGCUCGCGCAGAUGAAGGAGGAGGUCAUCAGGUAUCUCCCGGAGAACCGUUGGGGCGUGCGCAUCAUCCCUGGCGUGGUGCCCGAGCUGUGGCCCGAGGGCAGGUACGACAGGGUGUUCAAGUACGGCCAGAUGCUGCCCAAGAGGCGCUUUCCCCGCAAGGAGCGCCCCCUGGUCCUUGGGGGUGCCGAGGCGGGCAUGCGAGCGAAUUGCACGUGGGUCUAUAAGGACGAGGGCGGGCUGUACGACCACUUCUAUGACGCCGCCCCAGGGGCGCGCACGCUGGAGGCCUGCAAGGAGCACUGCUGCCACGAGGCGAGGUGCAAUGCUAUCCCCGGGCCCCGAGAGCGUGCGCCCACUCGGGCAUGCUCUUCGAGUCUCUUCUGGGGCCCGGGACCCCUCCGCUUCUCACCUUCGGCCGCCGACGGCCCGGAGCUGCAGUGCCUGCUAUACCCGAGGGGCGUCGCGGCCUGGAGCCUGGAGCGCCCGCUAUACGAGGACUACCGCGUCCACCUGCUGGACCACGCCGACCUCGCUCCCGAGGAGGAAGGUCGGGGGACGUCGACCGACCCCCGAGAAGGGGAGGAGGACGAGGGAGAGGAGCAGGACGGCGAGGAAGCCGAGAUGCCUUGGUGGGAAGUUCGGAACCUGAAUAUGGCCAGGGUCACCUCCGAGGGUAGGCACCCCCAAGACCACGAUGCGUGGCCCGCCCACCACUGCGGGUGCAGCCUGGGGCCCGCGGCCUUCUCGAUGUGGAUGGAGGCGCUGCAUCGCGGGGUCCAGAAUCUGAUCGUCUUCGAGAGCGACGGGUUCCCGUCCUGCGUGCAGAGCUGGCAUUCUUCUUCCUCCUGGCAUCGGCGGCAACGCCAGCGACUUCGCGGACCUCGUGGCUUCCCUGCCGUCGAGGGCCCCCGAGGGCUGGCACCUCAUCGCCCUGGACAAGGGCGAGUUCGGGGCCGAGCCCGGCGCGGCCCCGGUGGCCGUGGUGCGGCCGGCCAGCGCCGGCGGACGCCGGGCGUACCGCCUGCUCCCGUGGAAGGGCAGGGGGGUCGCUGGGGCCGCCGCCUACAUGGUCAGCAGGCGCUUCCUCGAGUGGUUCCCCCACGACAUCCAAGAGCACGGCUUCAACAUGGUGGACGCCUGGAUAGGGUGCCGCUGCAGCCGCGAGCCAAACAACCCCAGCCCGAUCAACUGCUACAGCUUUGUGGCCGAAGGCCACGAGGCCAAGCCCGAGUGAGCUCUCCAGCUGCUUUCUUUACCUGCUGUCUUUCGAUCAUUGGAGCGGGAUGGAGCGGGGCUCUCCACCAUCGCCCUUGCUGCCCAGCCACACCAAGUCAUGCCAAACAUCCACUGGGGCCCGAGGGGGCUGGUGCCUUGGCUCCGACGGCAAGCUCUUGCUCCCGCCGAUGCUGUUGCGCGAGCUCUUCAUCGAACGCUCAAUACCUCGCCGUCCUGCUCCCGCGGUGUAGUGUUCCCCGUUGCGAUCCCGAAGUGAAAGACCGUCUGUUUGCACUCUUCAUCUGGCGGCCAGUUCGGUAUGGGUUGGUAGCGGGGGUCUCCCGAAGCGGGGGGUGGUUUUCCCGUUCUUCCAGUCUGACUCUUCAUGUGUUGUUCGUGUGUGCGCUUGCUUAUUGAUGGCAUCGCCACAACUUUGUUUUUUAUUUUUGGGCAUGCAUGUUGUUAUGCCCAUUUUUGCUCAUUCCCUUGGCCGUCUUCAGCAACGCUGAUAUACCACAUCAGCCAUGGAGCCGUCGCCAGAUCGGGCUUUGGGCGGGAUCAACGUGCUCAUGAACGCAACGCCUGGCGCGCGGAGAAAA
Molecule: messenger RNA, 2258 nt
Organism: Prorocentrum cordatum
Lineage: Eukaryota; Dinophyceae; Prorocentrales; Prorocentraceae
Source: the annotation of a GenBank genome assembly